Thrips palmi is the source of this 824-nucleotide messenger RNA. RefSeq lists its product as uncharacterized. The record is from RefSeq and is a predicted model, not a curated record. NCBI's taxonomy places the organism in Eukaryota, Metazoa, Arthropoda, Insecta, Thysanoptera, Thripidae. The transcript has 3 exons. The annotation marks the transcript as partial.
CGUCCGGUCACCAGCCCGAGCCUAGCACCGCCAUGAGGUCCUUCGCCGUCCUCGCCCUCCUGGUGGCCGCGGCCCACGCCCUGCCCGCCACCAGCCUGCAGGAGUCUGCCCCCGCCAAGGGCAGCUCGUUCUGGAAGGGCACCCCCAUGGACUCGGUGGUGGCCGAGCUGCAGGCGGGGUGCGCCAGCGACGACGCCGUCGCGUGCGUCAAGUACCGCGUGCUCAGCGUGCUCGACCACGUCCUGCGCAAGGACUCGUACCAGGUGACGGACUCCGUGUCCGUGGUGAGGAACUCCUACGAGGAGAGCAGCGACUCCUCCAAGGGCCGCGCCGAGGACGGCGGCGACCUGGUGGACGCGGCCAACCACUACCUGCAGCGCCACGACGUCAAGGUGCAGCUGCCCUGGGGCGCCCGCGUGUCCGUGUCGCCCCGCGCCCUGGACCAGGACAAGCUGGACAUCAGCCUGGACUUCGGCGGCGAGGGCGAGGAGGGCGAGGAGGGCAACAGCCACGAGGCGGAGGCCCGCCACCGUAAGUACCGCAAGGGCAAGGGCAAGCUGCGCCGCAUGAUGGUGCCCAUCCUGGUCUUCAUCCUGCUCAAGGCCAUGACCCUGGUGCCGCUGGCCAUCGGCGUGCUCGGCCUCAAGGCGUGGAACGCGCUGCAGCUCAGCUUCUUCUCCUUCGUCAUCGCCGUGGGCCUGGCCAUCUUCCAGCUCUGCAAGAAGAUCGCCGCCGACCAGGCGCCCGUCUCGCAGCUGUCGGCGCACGUCACGCCCUGGGACGCGCACUACGCCGCCGCCCGCGCCUUCGAGGUGCCCGCCGCC